AUUGGAUCGUCUGGCUGGACAGCGGGCAUCGGGUCACCAGGCAUCAGGCAUCAGGUCAUUUGGCUUGCCAGCGGGCACCGCGUCAUCUGGCAAGGCAGCAUCAGGCUGGGUACAGGCAUCAGGCUGGGUACAGACCUCAGGCUGAAGUGCGGGUGCCGAGGCACCAGGCUGAACCACGGAAGGCAGGUUCUCAGACGGCAGGCUCACCGGUUUGGAUACUGGCAGGAUGGUAUUGGUUGGAAAGAAUUUUCGCUUUUUUCUGGUUUUAACUACUGGAGCACUGCAAGUAAACGCAUGUCUGCAAACGAAUGGAGCAGCUGGAGACAGAGAAGAGCUGGAGGAUGGAACAGAGGAGGGAGCAGUUGGUACAGAGGGCUUUUUUACAGGGUUAAAGGCAGGAUAGGUGCAGCGAGUGGGAACAGGGUACUGACAUGCGGUAGAUAGCAGGGCA
Staurois parvus is the source of this 451-nucleotide messenger RNA. The record is from the annotation of a GenBank genome assembly. NCBI's taxonomy places the organism in Eukaryota, Metazoa, Chordata, Amphibia, Anura, Ranidae.